AUGCUGGGGGAGUCCAAUCUAGCUUUGCUGCACGUUUGAAGGAAGAUUCACUUUACUUUGCACACGUCGCGAGGAAGUGCCUUUUCCAGUUGCGGACUUACUCGACAUGUCAAACUGAUAAGUACUGCAUGCUAAACUAGUCCGGGCGGCUGUCAAGUUUUGGCGGCUCCAUCUGGUCGUCGGCAUCCCUCCGACGCAGCAAGCUGUGGCUCGCAGCGAGCCCCAGCGGCUGCCGACAUGAUAGAUAGUAGGCCUUAAGAGAGAGUCACAAGUCGCAAUGGUGUCGGGCCAGGCGCGAGCAAGCGGCGCAAACCCUCCGCCGAGUGCGACAACUGGCCAGGCGCGGCCGACCGCGGCCGCCCGGGCAUGGCCACCCGGCCCCGCCACCGGCAGCUUCCUCCCACCCCCUGCGAGGUCAGGCGGCGGCCUUCGUGCCGCCUCCGCCACUUCCUUGCGUCUGUGGCCGCUGCCGCUGCCCCGCGCCAGCGGCCAGAGCAGCAGCAGCGGCAACUGCGGCGGCGGUGGGGGGCGUCACGCACACGUCGCCGGCGUCAGUGGCGCCAGCGCCGCGCUCGCGUCGGCGUCAGCAUCAGCUUCGGCGGCGGCGGCGUCAGCGUCGGCUCCGCCGCAGGCGCCGCCGCUGCGUCGGCUUCUGCUGCUGUACGGGUGCGGCGGCGGCGCCAGGGCUGUGGGCGCUGCCACGGCGGCCGCGGGCGCAGCUGGCCCAGGGCCGCUCGGCGCUGCCUCCUCCUCCUCCUCCUGGGCGCGCGGUGCCGGUGCCGGCGCCGGCGCCGGCGGCGGUGCGGCAUCCUGCGGUGGCUCGGCACCGUUCGUAACUCCAGCGCCUCUGGGGAGCCGGCUACAGCCUCAUAGGGGGAUGGCCCGCUCGCCGCCGUUACAGCUACUGCCGCCGGGCGCCUGCGCCGCGGUCGCCAGCCGCGGCCGCGGCGGCGGCGGCGGCGGCGCAGGAGGCAGGAGCAGCAGCCGCAGCAGGCAAGGAGGCGGUGGGGGCAGGCAGAGCAGCGGCAGUAGCAGCAGCGGCAGUGGUAGGGGCGGCGGCGGUGGCGGCGGCAGCGGCGGCGGACGCAGCGGCGGCGGUGGUGGCGGUGGCCGCGCUUCUUCUUCUGGCCGGGGAGGGCGGACUGGGUAUGCCGGCCGGGGCCGGGGGCGGGGCCGGGGCCACUACAGCCACUACCAGCACCACCACCACCAGCACAGGGAGGCGGAGGCUGCAGCGGAUGACUUCAACAUGAACUAUUUGGAAGGAGGAAGAAGAGCAGGCAAAGUGGGCCAGGCCAGUGGUGGUUUCGUCUCUUUCGGGUCGGCGGCAUCGCAGACCAGCCGGGCCGGCGGCGGCGGCGGCCGCGGCGCAGCGGCCGGGCGCGCCACGGCUCGCAGCCUCAUGGCCUGGUGGGAUGGCUAUGAGCAGGAGGUGGAGGCUGCAUCACGGGAGGAGGACGAGCGCAGGGCCGCCGCCGCUGCCGCCGCUGAGGCCGAGGCUGCGGCGGGAUUGGCGGCGGAGGCGGCGGAGGCAGCGGACGCUGCAGAGGGCGCGGAGGGUGCGGAGCCUGCGAGCUCUGACGCUUUCCACGGGCCGGGUCUCGAGGGGCCGGAAGCCGCAGACGUAGCUACAGACGUAACCUCAGGAGCAGCAGCGGCGGAUGCCUCUGAGGGCGCGGGGACCUAUAAGGAGGCGGCCGCCGCCGCCGCCGCCGCCGCCGCCGCCGCGCGGGCAAAGGAGGAGGCGGAGUAUGAGGACCCCAGCGCGCUUCCCGACUACGUGGACCCAGACCAGGAGCGGGACAGACUGCCGCUGGCUCGACUCAAGUCGCUGUACUACAUCCGCUCCAAGGUCAUCGCGCGGGUGACGGCCACGGCCGACUUGCGCCAGCUGGCGGAGGCGCUGGACUGGUGUGUGCCGCUGAUGGACCUGGUGGCGACCAAGGAGGCGCUGCGCAUGAUCCGCACCGCUGGCAUGAGCACGGCCGCCUACCCGCGCAACCGGCAGCUCAUGUCGCGGCCGCGCUUCCUGGCCGCCUUCCACUUCGUGGCGGCGCGCCUGCUGGGGCUGCUGGCGCUAUACGGCCCGGGCGUGUGCGACUGGGCCUUCCUGGUCACGGCGGUGGGCGGGCUGGCGGAGGGGCGCAUCAGGAACCGGGAGCUGCUGCGGCUGCUGCACGACCGCGGGCUGGAGCUGGUGCGGGCGCACGUGGAGGCGGCGGAGGCGGCGGCUGUAGCAGCGGCGGUUGCAGCAGCGGAGGCUGCAGCGGGGGCCGAGGCGGCAAGGGCCGAGGCAAUGGGGGCUGAGGCAGCCGGUGUGAGUGCAGAGCCGGCGGAGGCAGCUACAGCUCCGGAGCUCGACGUGUCAGGCACGGCGGCGGCUGGCCAGGAGGAGGCGGCUGUGGUGGGAGUGGAGCGUCCGUCAGCGGCAGUGGCCGAAAUAGCAGCAGAAGCAGCUGCAGCAGCUGCAGCAGCUGCUGACGGGGCCAGUGGCAGCACAAGCGCCGGUGCCAGCUACACGCAGCGCCAUGGGGCGGCGCGGGGCGCCGCGGCAGGGCCAGCAGUGCGGCGGAGGCAGGAGGGCGGCCAGGGCGGCAGUAGCAGUAGCAGUGGCAGUGGCAGUGGCAGUGGCAGUAGCAGCGCCGCCGCCGCUGAUGGCGGCGGCGGGGGCGGCGGCAUCACCCUGCGGGACCUGGUGUCGCGGCUGCUACUGCCGCUGCUACAGCUGGACCAGCCGCUGCACCCCGACUUCUUCGGCCUGGUGGAGCGGCUCCGGCUGCUACAGCCGCAGCUACAGCCUCACCCCGAAGCCGGCAGUAGCAGUAGCAGCAGCAGUAGCAGUAGCACCGGCGGUGGCAGUAGCAGUGGUGGGAACGGCAGUAGCAUGCCCCUGUGGCAGCUGCGGGACAUUCUGGAGCUGCACUUCCGGGCCGUCACGCCGCCGCCGCCGGCCUUGAUGGUGGCGCUGCAGAGCAGCUGCGAGGAAGCUGCCGCCGAGCUGCGCGCGCGCGCGCGGGAGCUGCCCGGCGGCAGCCUCGGCAGCAGCAUUAGCAAUGGCAGUAGCCAUGGCAGUAGCAGGGGUCCUGGCGGCGCCGACCAACAAGAGGCGGCUCUGGCGGGCACGGUUGCGUCGACACUGUACCUCCUCGGCCGGCUGACGGCGGCGCUGCGCUCCCAAGCAGCCGGGCCGGCUACUGCCGCUGCCGCUGCUCCUACUGCUACUGCCGCCACUACCGCUGGUGUCAGCGCGACUGCUACUGCCGCGCUGGACGUGGGCUGGACGCACGGUGUGCUUGAGGUGCUACAGCCGUGGCUCCCGGUGCUGACGCCGCUACAGCUGUCGGGGCUGCUAGCCACGGCGGUGCGGCUCGGCGCCACUCGGCGGCUGCUACUGCCGCCACUGCAGCCGCCAGUGGCGGCUGCACCCAACAGCAGCAGCAGCACCAGCAGUAGCAGCGGCAGCGGCAGUGGCAGUGGCAGUAGCAGCCGGGCCCGCUCGUUUGCCCGGGCGUACGAGGACGCGGUGUGUGACGUGAUCUCUCGCCAGCCAACCGCCUACCAGCGAGGCCGCAACCACCCCAACCGCCGCAACCAAACCAACCUUUGCAACCACCCCAACUGCCGCUCCAUCAUUACCAUCAACGGCGGCGCCGCCGACCUGCCUGCCAAGCUGGUUUCGGAGGCGAUGCGUCAGAGCUGCCGGCUGCUGCCGGCGCGGCCGGCGAAUGCGCUGGCGGCGGUGGCGGACGCGGCGGCGGUGAUACGCUGGGUGGCGCCGCCGGGCGGCUGGGUGGACGAGCUGUACGAGGCGGUGGCGGUACGGCUGCAUGCCGCCGCCGCCGCCGCCGCCGCCGUCACGGAGGGACCGCCGACGGCGGCGCCGACCUUGGCAGCGGCCACCGUGGACGAAGGUGUGGAAGGCGUGGCUGCGACGGUGGCGGCGGCAACGACGGAAUCCGUCCUGGAUGCGGAGGACAGCUUUGGGGCCGCCGCAGCGCCAGAUUUUGGCGUUCCAACCGCCGCCGCCGCUUACCCAACCGCCGCGCCGCCGCUCUCGUACGUGCGGCCGCCGCCGCCGCCGCACCCGGACCGCAUGUCGGCCGCCGCUCUGCUCGCGCUGCUGACCGCGGGCCGACACCUGGCUCGCGUCGCGUCGCCGGCGCCCACGUCCGCAACCGCAACGGAAUCCGCAACCGUAUCGAUAACGGCAACUGCGCUCCCAUCCAGCACACAGGCAGGAGCCGUGGCGGCGGCGGCGGCGGCACAGCCACCACGGCUGCCGCCGCCAGCGCCGCCGCCGCCGCUGCCGCCGCCGGCGUUGGUAGGCGUCAUGUCAGAGCAGCUGGCGGCGCGGCUGGCGGCGCAGCUUGGGGAGGUCCUAGCGGCGGCGGCGCCGUCGUCAGCGCUGGCGGCGGCGGCGCUGCCGCCACAGGCGGUGCCGGUUGGUCUGGCCCGGACCGGCGCCUGCGACAGCUGGAGCACGUACGUCGCGGCUCUGGCAGACCUGGCGGCGGCAGCGCCGCCGCCGCCAAUGGCGGCGGCGCCAGAGCAAGCUCUGGCGGCGACAGCGGCAUCGGGAGGCGGCGGUGGUUCUGGCCUGGCGGCGGCGGCGACGGCGGGGGCACGCGGCGCCGCUAUGGAGCUGGUAGACAGGCUGUUGGGACAGCCGCCGCCCGCUGCUGCUGCUGCUGCUGCUGCUGCUGCUGCUGCUGCUGCGGCACCGGCUGCAGCCGCCCCAGCUGCUACUGCCGCUGCUGCGGCAGCGGCUAGCAGGCCUGGCUUCCGUGCCGGCGUGUUCGGAGUCAGGGGCGGCUGGGGCAGUCGCAAUGGCAGCAGCAGCAACGGCAGCAGUAACAACGGCAGCAGUAGCAACGGCAGCAGUGGCAGUGGCAUCAGCAGCAGCAACGGCAUCAGCAGCAGCAACGGCAUCAGCAGCAGCAACGGCAGCAGUAGCAGCGGCAGCAGCAGCAGCAGCAGCAAUGGCAGCAGACCCAGCAACCAUCAUGGCGGUAAGGCCAAGGCGCCGUCGGCAGCGGAGCUGGCGGCGGCGCGGCGCUGUCGGCAGGUGGUGCUGGCGGCGGCGGAGCAUGCGCUCGCACUGCAGCUCCAAGCCUACGCCGCCGCCGCCACGGCCGCCACAACAACCAGACCACCCGCAGCCGCCUCUCCUGCUGCACCAACCGCUGGCCACAGCACAGGCAGCACGCAUGGCGCGCUUGACGCCGGACCCGCCUCGGGCCCCGACGCCGACCCAGAGGCAGCAGCGUCACGCCCCAUUCCUGACGCUGGCGUAACCGCUGACGUCGAUGCAACCGCCAGCCUUAGUCAGCACCAGACCAUCAGCCGCCAACCGCCGCCGCCGGGCCAACCGAUUCCGUUGGAUCCCGACGUCGCCGCCGCCGACGGCGGCCUGAUGGCGCUGGCGGCGGCGCUGCGGCGGCUGCUCGGGCGGCCGCCGGCGGCGGCGUGGUGGGCGGCGGCGGGCGCGGCGGCGGCGGCGCGUACGGCGGCGGCGGCGGCGGGGUUCCAGGCCUCUUGCUCGGAGCUGCAUGCAGCUGAGGAGGCGGAGCGUAGGCGGGGUGCCGGGUGGCGGCCGCGGGGAGGGGCAGGUGCAGGUGCGGGCGCAGGUGCGGCAGGGGGUGGCUGGGGCCGGAAUGGCAGUGGUGUGGCGGGGGCUGUGCCCGCGUGGGCGCCCGAGUCCCGGGCGCUGCACUCGCUGCGCCAGUCGCGCAGCGCGGCGGCGGUGCGGCUGCUGCGGUGCGCCACGGACCAGCUAGACCUAGCAGAGGCGGCGGCGGCGGCGGCGGCGGCGGCGGUAGCGGAGGUGGAGGCGGAUGUGAGCGCAUGGCACGUGCCUGCAGCCGCGCCGCAGCCUCACCUACAGCUGCUGCACCCGCCGCAGCAGCUACAGCCGGAGUGGUGGCGCGCUAUGUCCUGGGCUGCGCAGCUGUCGCUGCGGGCCGCCUCCGCCUCCGCCGCCACCUCUAGUACCGCCGCCGCGGCCUCCAGUACCGGCGCCGCCGCCUCCAGGCACUCAGCGGCGGCCACGGCGGCCACUGCUACAGCCGCCCCCGCGGGGCUGUCGGUCGCCUUGGGCCCUCCUGCGGCUGCCGCUACUGCUGCUGCGCUGGUGACAGGGCAUGACGGCAACGCGGCGCCGGCGCCGCCGGGGCAGCCGCAGCCGCCGCCGGCCGCGGACGCUAGGGAGGCUGUAGCAGACGUCGCGGUCCGCUACGCGCAGCACCUGGCCCGCUGGCUGGACCAGAGGCGGCGGCGGCAGCAGCAGCAGCAGCUGCAGCUGCAACAGCAGCAGGCGGCGGUGCAUGCGAUGAGGCCGGCAGUAGCUGGCGAGGAGCCCGGCAGUAGCACCCACGCGGCUGCUAGCGGCCUGGAGGAGGCGGCGCGGGAGGAGGCGGCGCAGGAGGCGGAGGCGGCUCAGGAGGCGGCUGUUGGGGUGAUUCAGGCUCAGGCGGCGGUGGCGCAGGAGGCGGCGGCGGCUCAGGUGGCGGCGGCGGCGGCUCAGGAGGUGGCGGCGGCUCAGGCGGAGCCUGAGGCCGCGGACCCGCAGCCGCCCUCCCAGCCACACGUCGCAGCGGAAGCAGCGGAAGCAGCAGAAGCAGCAGUAGCCGCAGAAGCAACAGUAGCAGAAGCAGCAGUAGCAGCACCCCCCUCCCAGCCGCCUGAGCUGAGUCAUCACGUCGGCUUCCUCAUCUGCCUGUGCGAGGUGCUGCAGCCGGCGCUGGCGGCGCCGCAGCGGCAGCCGGCGGUGGCGGGGGCGGCGGCGUCGCCGCCUCCACCCAAGCCGUGGCGGCUGUCGGCGGUGGCGGUGGUGCGGCUGGCGGAGGUGUUGGCGCUCAGUCGCUUCCAGCCGCUGCGGUUCGCGGUGCUGGCGACAUGGCCGGACGCGUACCUGGACCGGGUCUCCGAGCUGCUCCUCCAGCAACAACAACAGCAGCAGCCGCUGCAGCCGCUACAGCCGGCGGCUGCUGCCGCGCUGCUGGCUCCCGCGGACGCGUGCAUGCUGCUGCGCUGCGUGUCGAGCCAGGGAUGGCGGCCGGGGGCGGAGCUGAUGGAUGGCCUGGCGGAGGCGGUCCAGGCGAACGGCGGGCUGGGGUCGCUGCGCGCCGCGUACGGCCCGGCGGCGCUCGUCCAGCUGGCGUCCUGGCUGUCGUACGCCCGCUUCCUGCCGUACGACCAGUGGGUGGACGAGCUGCUGAGUCAGCUGGAGCCGUGCCUGCAGCCGCAGCUGCAGCCGCAGCCGCGGCCCCCGGCGGUAGCUGCAGCACCAGAAGCAGCAGGAACAGCAGCAGGAGCAGCAGAAGGAGCAGGAGCAGGCGCGCCGCCGCCGCUGCCGCCCCUUGAGCUCCCGGAGUUGUGUGUGCUGGGGCACGCGCUCGGUGAGCUGGGCGUGGCGCCGCCGCCCGCCUGGUUGGAGCGGGCGCUGGCGGCGGCGGGCGACGCGGCUGUAGCAGCGGCGGCGGCGGCGGCGGGGCUGGUGCUGCUGCCGCCCGACGGCGGAGGCAGUUCUGGACCGGCGGAUGCUGAGGGCCUUGUCGCCAGCUCGGCGGCAUCGGCGGCAUCGGCGGCGGCGGCAGCGGCGGUUGCGGCGUCUCAGCCAGGUGCAGCGGCGGACGGCGGUGCUACAGCCGGCCGCCGCAGCCUUUCGGACCAACUGUCGGGGAUGCUGUGGCGGUGGUCGGCAGUAGCAGCUGCGGCGGCGGAUGCCGCUGCCGCCGCCUCCUCCGCUGCUGCCGUCGCCGCUGCCGCUGAUGGGGGCGGCGGGUCCGCUGCAGCUCCCGCGUCAGAAGCAGCAGCGGCAGCAGCAGCGGCAGCAGUAGCUGCAGCGGAAGAGGCAGCAGUGGUGGCGGCGGCGGCGCUGCGGUUCGCGGGGCAGAUGGCGGCGGCGACGGCGCCCCUGUUACGGCGGAUGGAGCCGCUGCAGCUGGUGCGGUGUGCGGAGGGUAUGGCGGCGCUCGUGCAGUCGGCCGCCACCGCCGCCGCCGCCGCGGCCGCCGCCGCCGGCGGGGGCGCCGCCACUCCCACCAUCGCCACCAUCGGCAGCAGGCGCGGCGGCGGCGAGACAACGCAGGCUGCCGGGCCCGCAGCAUUCGCGCGCGUGCCCUUCGGUUCCGACACGGCGGCACCGGGCAGCGCGACUGCAGGUGCGUCGUCCGCCGCCACCGCUACUGCCGCUGCGGCCGCCACCCCGCUGCCACCGCCGCCGCCACUGGUCGGUAGCUACAGCCUUUCCAUGCCCGAGCUCGCGCUCAGCCAGGAGGCGGCUACAGCGGCUGCUGCUGCUACUGCUGCUGCUACAGCAGCUGCUACAGCCGCCGCGGGGCCUGUCGCCGAGGGCCAUGCUACAGCCGUGGCGGCCUUCGAGUACGCUUUCCGUCGCGGCACUCCGGCGGCGCCUGCCCCAGGGGAUAGCAGUAGCAGUGACAGUGGAAGUGGCAGUAGCAGCAGCAGCAAUAGCAGUGGUGCGGCCGGGCAAUUGCUGGAGAAGCCCGCUCCCCGCGUCGCCGCUGCCGCUGCCGCUGCAGCGCCUGGGGCCGGCACGGACGCCGCCGCGCCGGCGGCGGAGGCAGCGGCUGUGACUGUGCGGCGCCCUGCUACUGCUGGCUCUCCAGCCGCUGCCGCUGCUACAGCCGCUGCUGGUGGGCUGCAGGGCCGUCGCCGUCAACGGGGGGCGGAUCUGGAACUGGAUCUGGGCCCCUGGUGGCGCGAGUUUGAGAGCGCCACAGCCGCCGUCCUCCUCACGACACCGCCGCCACCACCACAGCCCGAGCCCGAGCACGGGUCACCGCCCCCGCUCGCCGCCGGCGACAACACCGCGGCGUCUGGGACAUGGCCGAACACCCAUUGGCAGCACCAGCAGCUGCACCAGCAGCAGCAGCAGCAGCAGCAGCAGCGGCGGCCCAGACCGCGCCAGCCGCCGCCGCCGCCGCCGCCGCGCGGCGGGCGGCGCGCGGCGCCGCACCCGCCGCCGCAGCUGAGCGGCUACAGCCUCAGCGUCACGCUGCGGUCCAUGGCGGCGGCGGGCCACGUGCCCAGCCGCCACUGGCUGGCGCGCUACUGCCACCACACACAGCCGCUGCUGCUGCUACAGCCUGGCGGCGGCGGCGCCGCCGCUGUGGGAGCGGGAGUGGGUGCGGGUGCGGGUGCGGGUGUUACAGCCGGGUUUAAGCCGAUUGCCCUGACCAGCACGCUGUGGGCUCUGGCACGCAUGGGCAUCUCCUUUCAAAGCGGCAGUAGCUACAGCGCCAGUAGCAAGAGCAGUGGCGGCAGUAGCAGUAGUAGCGGCGGUGGCGGCGGCGGCGGCGGCGGCGGCAGGGGCGGCAGCACUGACCCUGGCAGUAGCGCCGACGACGCGGCGACGGCGCCACCGGCGGCGCUGCGGCCGUGGCUGGAGACAGCACUGGAGGCGCUGGGUGCCGUACUGCCGUCCUGUUCAGGCACAGACCUGCAGUACGCCACAUGGGCGCUGGCGGCGCUGGACUGCCCUCCGCCCGCCGGCUGGCUGCUGCGGUACGAGCGCUGUACGGCAGCGCGGCUGCCGUACAUCGGGGCCCCGGCGCUGCUGUACAGCCUGUGGGCGUACGGCAAGUUCGGGCACGCGCCCAGCGGGCAGUACAUGGAGCUGGCGCUGCAGGUCCUGCGGCCCAGCCUCAGCGGCAACCCCGCACCCGCGCUGGCGCCAGCGUCCGGCCCCGCGGCGCCUCCGCCUGCUGCUGCUACUGCCGGUGCUACUGCCGCUGCUACUGCCGCUCUGGACGGUCACGGGCUGUGCCUGCUGCUGCACUGUCUGGCGCUGCUGGACUACCUGCCGCCCGAUGACUGGAUGGAGGAGUACCUGCAGGCGCUGCUCCGCGAGCUGCCCCGCAUCACGCCCACCGGCCUCACCAUCGCCCUGCGCGCCGCUGCCAACCUGCAACUGCCGCUGGCGCCGGCGGCGGCGGAGGCAUGGCUGGCCGCCGCCGCGCGGCUGCUGCCGCCGCCGGGCGCCUACGCCGCCCCGCUGAUGACGUCAGCCGGCGGCGCUGGCAGUAGCGGGACUGGCAGUAGCGGCACUGGCAGUAGCAGGUGCUUCACGGAGCAGCAGCUGGAGACGCUCAUGUCGGCGCUGGUGGACCUGCCGCCCGGCGUGCUACAGCCGCUGCAGCCGCUACAGCCAGAUGAUGACACUGAAGACGGUACGGCCAGUGACGGUACGGCUCGUGACGGUACGGCAGGUGGUGCCGGCGAGCUGCUGCGGCAGUUCCUGUACGCCGUGGUGGCGGCGGCGCCCGACAACUUCAAGAUCGCCAACUUCUACCGCAUGCUCACUAGCGGCAGUAGCAGCACUGACAUUAGCAGCAGCAGCAGUGGCGGCAGUAGCAGAGGCAGUAGCAGAGGCAGUAGUAGAGGCAGUGUUAGUGGCGCCGGCCGUGGCAGUGAUGACACGAGCAGUCAUGGCAGUAGCAGCAAUGGCGUAGCCGGGCAUGGUGGCAGUAGCAGCGGCAGGCGCGGCGCGGUGCUGCCGGUAGGCGGCGGCGCGGCGGCGGCGUCUGCGGCGGCGGCGGCGGUGGCGGCGGUGGCGGCGGUGGCGGCGGCACCUGUCGGAGCGGGGGCGGGAGGUCAGCGUGCCGGCACACGAGGGGCUGGCGGCGCCCGCAGACUGGUCGUCCGCGACGGCCCCGGCGCCAGCACCAACGGCGGCAGCAGCAACGUUGGCGGCAGCGGCAGUAGCAACGUUGGCGGCAGCGGCAGUAGCAGCAGCAGCUAUGCCGAGGGGCAGCGGGUCGGGAGGAGGCGGGGCCCACACCGCGACGUCCCCGCCGCGGGCGGAGGCGUGGUGGUGGUGGCAAGGCCGGGCCUGCGAGGCCGCGGCGAGCAGCGCGCGGCUCUGUAGGCUGGUGCGUACCGUGGUAGUGGCGGCGGUGGUGGCGGCGCAGACACGGGGUGCCGCCACUACAACCAGAUGGCGGCACGGGUUAUGGCGGCCGCAGCAACGGCCACAGCAGUAAUAGAUGGGCAAUGCUCCUGCCUACCAGGCACAGUCGGCAGGUACUCGCGCUGCACCGCAUUGUCAUGUAGCGGUCUCAGGUGCCAGCAAUGCCGGGACUGAAACUGGUACUGGCUUAACUGUCUUGUUUGACGCACGCACGGUGCGACGUGGGUACGUAAUCUUACGGUUGGUUGGCGUGCAUGAUUUGGCAUGGGGUUCAGGCUGAACCGUUCAGCAGCAGAGGCCGAGAGAGAGAGCCGAUGCAACCACAGGUAGAUCUGUUACGUGCGCAUGUAUGUUGCGUUGCGUUUGGCGGUGGGACGGUGGGCUCAAGAGCUGGGGAGAGGGGGCAGCGCCUGCACGCGUGUCGUAAUUACCCUAGGCACUGCCAGCUUGCGUGGUGGGGCGGGGAAAUGGUGAUGCGGGCUCGGCCGGAACGGGUCCCACACCUGUACGGGAUGGAACUGUAAGAAUGAAAGGCCAUGCGAUAUGGGCUUUCAAGGUUCAAGUGGCAGGACGGCAUGCCCCAGGCAUGAGGUGGUUCGGUGAAAGCAAGAGCUGGUUGCUUGGCGUGUGCGGGAGGCGUGGCGUGCCUUGCUGCCUCCGAAGGGAAGGCAUGCAGCCGAAACGGCGUCCGCACGGCUUCAAGGUACACGGGCAUCAGAAGCACUCAGCGUCU
Messenger RNA from Chlamydomonas reinhardtii, 11666 nucleotides. RefSeq lists its product as uncharacterized. NCBI's taxonomy places the organism in Eukaryota, Viridiplantae, Chlorophyta, Chlorophyceae, Chlamydomonadales, Chlamydomonadaceae. The record is from RefSeq and is a predicted model, not a curated record. The coding region runs from base 278 to 10891 and encodes 3537 amino acids. The transcript has 11 exons.